AUGCUAAUUUUCAAAGAGAAAAUAUAGGAAAAGGAAAAUAAGAAAUAUAAAAGCAGAGAGAAAUACAUUAUUAUUGAUUAAAAUAAAGGGAAAUAAAGAAGAAUCUAUUAUUUGCAGUUAUGUUAAGUGUCUCAUAGAGAAUUUUGUAGACUAGAGAAUUCAAAAUAAGAAUGGAAUAAGAUUUCCCUAAAAAUAUAAGACAAGUAAAAGCUUAAAAUUAGAGAUCCUAUUAGAGAAACAAAAAGAUGGAAUAAAUUUAAUCAGAGAAAAUUAACUUAAAUUUGGUUUGAUAAAUAAGUAUUUGCUUAAAAAAUGUAUUUAAAAAUUAAACUACAAAGUUAAAAUAAGAAAAAUUUGAAUAAUUAGAAAAACAAUUAAUUGAAAGAAUUAAAGUCACACAGUAAUUAUAUUAGGAAAGCUCUUUACGUUUAGAAACAAUAAAAUAGUAAUCAAAUUUUUUUAUAGGUUAACAAUAAAUAUGA
Molecule: messenger RNA, 482 nt
Organism: Paramecium pentaurelia
Lineage: Eukaryota; Ciliophora; Oligohymenophorea; Peniculida; Parameciidae
Source: the annotation of a GenBank genome assembly